AUGGAAUCGGUCGUUCUCAACCAUCCGCCAUCGACCCAUAGUGAUAGCUCCUACAACAUGCUGGGAGGCGCCGUCCCUUCCUCGGAAUCCGUCUAUCGACCAUCUUCACGCCAGUCCACCCGACCAUCAUCGAAUCUUGAGUCCGGUAGCUCCAUAUCAACCUCGUCUAACAAUACCCCCACCUUCACUGCCCCGCCAUCGGCAUCCACCACAAGUUCAGCCCGACUGCCAUCCCAAGAUGUUCCGGCCUACAUCAGCCGACCCUCUUAUACUGGCUCACAAUCAUCAUCAGAAUCCUCGACAGUCACCCCUGGACAGACACCUACCCCAGCUUAUACACAGCAACAGUCUGCACCAAUGAAUCCGCCCACAUCUGGCCACCCACCUCGAUCUGACCCCAGCCCCCGCUCUGCGACAUAUUUUUCCCAGCAUGGCAGUCAGUCAGGUACUACGACAGCAGCCAUCGGAGGGCCACGUACAGGUAGCCAGUCCUCUCCAGCUUCUCCGCAGUUGAGACCAACAUUGGAAUCCCUUCGAUCGCUGGGAGGCUCAGAAGUAAAUUCGCCCAGUCGCAUUAAGAUCCGCGAUUUAUCCCACAUUCAGAGCUUCGCCAGCGAGGAAUUCCUAGCCCAGUCGCAGAGAAAUCAAGGGCCUUGGGCCCAGGAGCGCCAGUUCGAGAUCAGUUCCAUGCCGGUCACGGAUAUUAUCGAAAUGGUUGCCGGGCUUUUGACCAAGAUCACCACCACCAACGAUUCACACCACGAGCAAGUCAACCGACAAAUCCCUCCUGUGGACGGGUCAAGCAAUUUAUCUCAACAAGCGCACAGCGUGCUCGCAUUCCACGGCAAAAAUGUCCCAAGUAUAAGUAUACUGAGCUAUCUAACCAGAAUUCACAAGUACUGCCCCACUACCUAUGAGGUAUUCCUCAGUCUGUUGGUAUAUUUCGACCGCAUGACGGAAAUGGUGAACAAAGGUCAAUUAGAGCGCCUGCGUCGUCGUUACACACGUACAGACGCGUUGCAGUCGGACACCCCAAUCAGACCCAGAUCUUCCGAAUCAUCCGUUACGCAACGGGCUCAUACUUCACCAAUGGUAACCCCGCCGCCUUCUGCCGGAAUUACAGCUCAAGAUCCGUCGUCAUCAUCGCCUAUUUCACCAGCUAUGAAUCCUCAAUCAGAGGACCAUCUCUCUCAUUUCUUUGUUGUUGAUAGCUUCAACAUCCAUCGACUUGUCAUCGCAGGUGUGACUUGCGCUAGUAAAUUCUUCUCUGACGUAUUCUAUACAAACUCGAGAUAUGCAAAGGUCGGAGGCCUUCCAUUAGCCGAGCUAAACCACCUCGAGCUCCAAUUCCUUCUACUAAACGACUUCCGCCUUUCGAUACCUGUUGAGGAAUUAGAAGCCUAUGGGACCAUGCUUGUGGAGUUUUACGCCCGAGAAAUCGUCACUCAGCAACAACAAUCCCAGCCCCAGGUAGGGCUAAGAGAGGGAUCCCAAUCCGAUGGAAUGUACAUGCGGGACACGCGGCAACCGGAGGUUCGCCAAACCAGCACGCCACCUUAA
Molecule: messenger RNA, 1560 nt
Organism: Aspergillus versicolor CBS 583.65
Lineage: Eukaryota; Fungi; Ascomycota; Eurotiomycetes; Eurotiales; Aspergillaceae
Product: putative cyclin-dependent protein kinase complex component
Exons: 2
Coding region: 1-1560 (519 amino acids)
Biological process (GO): regulation of cyclin-dependent protein serine/threonine kinase activity
Cellular component (GO): nucleus; cyclin-dependent protein kinase holoenzyme complex
Molecular function (GO): cyclin-dependent protein serine/threonine kinase regulator activity; protein kinase binding
Source: RefSeq, a predicted model, not a curated record